GCAGUGUGACCCGAAUCACCCCUAUCUGAUGCCAAUUUUUUUUUCUUCAAAUUCUAAACAGAACAUAGAACACUCUCUUGCAAGAACAAAAAGAAGUAAAGACACAGCAGAACAUAGCAAGUGUUGACGACUGUGAGGGCAUCACUGGCAACAAUAUUUUCUGCUGACAAAGAAGCUAGUGUCGGCAGUAGCUACAUUAGUCUUUAGAUGGCUGUCAGUGAUGACAGUUAUGGUUGUUUGACAGCAGUGUUAGCAUCAACAUUAUGGGUGCUAUGAGUAGUCUCCUCCGUUUCUGAUUUCCUAUUAGAACAAAAGGGUCAUAUGAGUUGGCCUUUGUUAUAGGGCGGGGUUUAGUCUUCUCUUUUAGCCAACAAAUGGGUUGUUGAACCCUAGCUGCAAAAAAUGGAAAGGAUAGAUGUGGCACAUAAUCCUGGGAUUCGGCAAGCAGCCUUGUGAUCCCACAGCCCGUGCCUCUCCUGAUCUGCCAUCUCUGUAAACUUUUAGCAUCCCCUGAACUCGUGGGAUAAGACGAUUAUGCAAGUUUGCUCGCGAUCUUAACAAUAUUGCAUCUGUGCUUGUUUUUUAGUGGUAAUAGCUUGUCUGAUUAUGUUGGUAUCAUAUGCAUUCUGUAUCAGGUAACACAGAAAUAGGCAAUGGAUAUGGUGUGCCCGGUGGAGGUGCCUAUUAUGAUGGUCCAAAACUUAAUACUGCUGCAGGUAACAGUGCCAUCAGUCAGUCUGAUCCUAUACUCGAUAGAUGUUCAGAACAGAAACCUGCAGCUAAAGAAUUGCCUGAGUACCUCAAGCAGAGGUUGAGAGCUAGGGGUAUUCUUGGAGACAAUUCAUGCACGGCAGAUCUUGUAAGUAUAUUAUCUUAUAUUAUAUUUGUUAUCAUAUUCACUUUCCCCUCCUGCACCUUUUUUUUUUCUGAUAUUUUCCUACGUGUUUCACGCUUUCAUUCUACGCAAACCGACUCUGUUUUCAUGAACCCUCGUUCAUGCUCCUUACGAAAUCGAUGUUGUGAUUUCACCAUUUUUUUGGUGUGUUAA
This is a messenger RNA of Vigna umbellata (rice bean), 1048 nucleotides long. Lineage: Eukaryota; Viridiplantae; Streptophyta; Magnoliopsida; Fabales; Fabaceae. The record is from RefSeq and is a predicted model, not a curated record.